Messenger RNA from Sphenostylis stenocarpa, 1263 nucleotides. NCBI's taxonomy places the organism in Eukaryota, Viridiplantae, Streptophyta, Magnoliopsida, Fabales, Fabaceae. The record is from the annotation of a GenBank genome assembly.
AUGAUAGAGAGGAUAGGCAUAGGCGCAGGUCUCGGUCUAGAUCUCAAUCCCCAUCAGCGGGUAAAUCUGAACAUAGAUCAAGGUCGCGUUCUCGUUCACGCUCAAAGAGGCCAGAUCACUGGUGCAAAUCCCACAAUUCCUGGAAUGUUUCCAAAUAUGUUUCCAUUGGCUACUAGCCAGUUGCAGCCGUUUAGUGCUCUCCCAGUCAUGCCAGUUCAGGCCAUGACACAGCAGGCUACACGACAUGCUAGGCGGGUGUAUGUUGGAGGCCUUCCUCCUACUGCUAAUGAGCAGUCAGUUGCAACUUUCUUCAGUCAAGUUAUGGCUAAGAUUGGGGGAAAUACUGCUGGCCCAGGUGAUGCUGUGGUCAAUGUUUACAUUAACCAUGACAAGAAGUUUGCUUUUGUGGAGAUGAGGUCGGUUGAGGAAGCUAGCAAUGCAAUGGCUUUAGAUGGGAUUAUUUUCGAGGGGGCACCUGUUAAGGUUAGGAGACCGACUGAUUAUAAUCCUUCCUUAGCUGCUACCCUAGGUCCAAGCCAGCCUAACCCAAACCUUAAUCUGGCUGCUGUUGGCUUAACACCUGGGUCUGCUGGUGGACUCGAUGGUCCAGAUCGGAUUUUUGUUGGUGGACUUCCUUACUACUUCACAGAAACACAGAUCAGAGAGCUUUUAGAGACUUUUGGUCCUCUAAGAGGUUUUGAUCUAGUGAAAGAUAGAGAAACGGGUAACUCAAAGGGAUAUGCAUUUUGUGUCUACCAGGAUCUUGCAGUUACUGAUAUUGCAUGUGCUGCUCUAAAUGGAAUAAAAAUGGGAGAUAAGACUCUCACGGUUAGACGAGCUAAUCAAGGUGCAAAUCCACAGCAGCCUAAACCUGAACAAGAGAGCAUUUUAAUGCAUGCACAGCAGCAGAUUGCACUACAGAAACUUAUGUUGCAGCCAGCCUUAGUGGCAACAAAGGUGGUAUGCUUAACUCAUGCAGUUUCUGCUGACGAGCUCAAAGACGAUGAAGACUAUGAAGAGAUUCUUGAAGAUAUGAGACAGGAGUGUUCCAAAUUUGGUUCUUUGGUGAAUGUGGUGAUCCCGCGUCCACCACCUGACGGUGAACCUGCCCCUGGAGUUGGAAAGGUGUUUUUGGAGUAUGUUGACGUGGAUGGUGCUACAAAAGCUCGUGCUGGAUUGAAUGGACGGAAAUUUGAUGGGAACCAAGUAGUAGCUGUUUUCUAUCCAGAAAACAAAUUUGCUCAGGGAGAUUAUGAAGGCUAA